Messenger RNA from Bombus huntii, 2578 nucleotides. RefSeq lists its product as uncharacterized. The coding region runs from base 1628 to 2428 and encodes 266 amino acids. Lineage: Eukaryota; Metazoa; Arthropoda; Insecta; Hymenoptera; Apidae. The transcript is spliced from 5 exons. Gene Ontology annotation, biological process: phospholipid metabolic process; arachidonate secretion. The record is from RefSeq and is a predicted model, not a curated record.
UAGUUUAACUUAAUUAAUAUUAGUCUAUAUAUGACUAAUCUUAUUAAUACCUUUUAAAUGCCCGAGAGAAUAAUAAAACCACAUUUUAAAAAUCAAAUGUGAAGACAGUUUUGAUGUUUGACAACAUAUACGAUAAAUGUGACUUAUCAUGUGUUUUACAUGUGGCCUUCAAUUUGUUUCAAUGUUCGAAUAGAAAUUACAUAGAGAUUUUCGAGAUCCACGGAGACAUUCCGUUGAAAUUAGCCAUGUUUAGUAGUCAGACGAUUCUCUACUCUUCGUCCCACUUUCUUCGCCCUAGUCUUUUCGAAUCUGGGUUCCCCCCAGGUGCGAUUCAGAUAUAUCGUUGUUCAUCGGUCAGUUAGUGAGUACUUUAUACAGUUCGUGUUGAUAAAAGAAUGAGAAUGGAGGGGCCUCAGCAGGUAUAUACCUGCGAAUUCUCUAGAUCGAUAAGUCGAGGUGGGGAGGGCGCGAUACUCACCACACGCCGUCCCACCAGCUCAGCUUGGGGCCGUUCAGCAGAUUUUCAGAAACUUAUCGAGUUCCACACGAAUCCCGAUUCCACCGGCGACAACACUCAACUUCCAGAUUCUACCUGCGUGCAUUAUAGAUAUGUUAUAGUUCAGCAUAGUUCAGAGCGACGGCGCAUUGAAUCUUUAUAUAUAUAUAUCUGGAUCUUAUGUCUUCAUAGUUGUGUGUGGAAAAUUCAAACUUAUAGUGUGCUUCUCGUUAAGUGUAACCAUCAUGCAAUUGAUACUUCAAGAAUGAAAAGGAUGGAAAAGACCGGUCAGGUAUGGUCACUUUAGGGUUGACAACUUUUAGAUUUUAGAAAGCAGGCAAAAUACGUAUUGUAGCAUUGUAAUAGAAAGUAUAUAAUUAAAGGAAUAUAUAAUAUGUCACCGUAAUAUGUAAGCAAAUGUGUGUACGAAAAAUCUUGCCGAAUUUUAAGUUAUGCAAUUAGGAGGUAUAUAUGCUUUGAAACUAGUUUAAUAUUCGCUUUUACUCUUUCCCAUGCUAAACUUUGUCUAGAAGUUAUGUAAUUCUUGAUAUUGAGUUUUCAUAGUAGACUGCCAUGUAAUAUUUAAUAGGUUUGCCCCCUUUCUUUGAUGAGUUCAGUGUCUUUAGUUAGUUUACUUGAAUGUUUCUUUUCCUUAUACUUUUUUCCUUUAAAUACCGCGCUUUGACAAUGAAACGUUUCCGCGAAACGAUAAAGCAAAUGAUCAUAGGUAUUUCCAUAUCUGUAUCUAAUAAUGGGGUGAAGAAACAUUAAUGCUAGUCCUCUAAUAAUAAUUGGUACUGUUUUGCAGCAGCCGUGAUUAGAAAGGGAAAUCCUCGAAGGUGACCACGAUUAAAAUAAUCGUUUGAAUAAAUUAAAACUAACAACAAAAACAGAAACAUUUCUUAUUCAGAAUUCAAGGCGACGAGGAUCGAUUCCAUUUAUAAGCGAGGUACACUUCGAUCGAAUUGACGAUGCAAUGCGUAUUUCCCCUGCACCGAUUUUGCAAUUUUUCUGUCCUCCGUUUGUCACAUGGAUAAUAAUAGUUUCCGGCAUGAAAAUCCCGAGGAUAUGAUUAAAAAGAUCAUGCGGAAAGAUUAAUAUUCUUAGUGCAGCACGGAUUAAAGGAUAGACAUGAUCUCCACGAGUUGGAUAUUCUUCUUGGUUGUGACCAUCAGCUCUAACAGUGUUCAGCAGCCGAUAUUCUUCAAAAAUCCUUUCAAAGGACUGAAUGGUAUUGUUCCGAGGACUAACGCGUACAUCAGAAACGAGAUUAGAGCCGUUUAUUACUAUGAUCAAACUGUGGCGGUGGUCGAUCUCGGAACAAACAACGAACUACAUAAUUGCAAUCUGAUCGAAGUAUACGAGCAAGAAGAGGCUAAUGAAGUUUUAAGAAAUCUGUCGUCAACUGCAGUCCCACAGCUGGUAUCCUUCGAACAAAUGACGAAGCUCAUGCAACAGUGCGAGUUAUUGGACAAAAUCCAGCACGAUACGUUAUCCACUGAGAUGUCCCACACUGAGAACAAAGGUAGUCAUGGUGUGGGUAGCGUGUUGUCUCUUCUCUCAGGCAUCUUGCCAGGUACAAAAUGGUGCGGCACCGGAGACAUCGCUGAGAACUACCACGAUUUAGGUCAUGAAGCUCAAAUUGAUAGAUGUUGUCGCAGUCAUGAUCUUUGCCCUGUAAAAAUCCGAGCUCAACAAACGCGAUACAAUCUCACCAAUUAUUCUAUAUAUACCAAAUCGCACUGUGUGUGUGAUGAGGCGCUGUAUCAUUGUUUGAAAGCUACAACGAAUCCGACAGCGCAAGUAAUGGGUCGUAUAUACUUUAAUGUAAUAAAAGUACCUUGCAUCGAGGAUGUAUCGGAGGAUACUUUGGAGAAACAUACAUCGAUAAGAAUAGGACGACGAUUUAUUCCUGUUCAAAUGAGUUAUUAAAACGAAUGCAGCAUUGCAAAGUGUUACCAACAAUUUUCAUAUUUUUAUACCAUCGUUAAUAUAAAGUGUGCAAUUGGGAAGGAAGAUUUACUGUUGUAUAAAUAUUAUACAUAUGUAAAUAUAAUAAUUAUAAAGCUUACGCGAUUCCGG